This is a messenger RNA of Schistosoma rodhaini, 3968 nucleotides long. NCBI's taxonomy places the organism in Eukaryota, Metazoa, Platyhelminthes, Trematoda, Strigeidida, Schistosomatidae. The record is from the annotation of a GenBank genome assembly.
AUGUUGGCCGAUCCAACUCUUCGUUAUGCGGAUAUUCAAGCCUGUUGCUCUUGUCUUGGAUUUCGUGAGGGUGAUACAUACAAGAUAGAUACUGAUGCAGAAGUUUCCAUUCGCACUUUAUUGCGUUACUUACGAAAUGAAACUGCUGAAUGUGAUAUACGACGAGAACUUGGUCAACUCCGCAUUGUUUCCAGUGAUCUCAUACCUCUUCUCCGUUGUUGUAGCGGUAAUAAAACAUUGUUCGAACUGGUCAUUCGUCUUCUUAUGAAUUUGACUCAACCUGCAAUUGUAUGUUUUCGUCAAGAGAUACCAAAGGAUCGUGAUCUUUACAGUGCUUAUCUCCAGGUUGAUGAUUUACUGAAGUCAUACAAAAAAGACUUUGCAGACGAAGAGUUGUUCCGGGUUUUGUGCAAUUUGGUAGGCAGUUUGUUAGAUAGGAGUUGGGAGGAAAGGAGUGAAGAAGAUCGUCUUCUCAUUGAACGUAUUUUGAUUUUAAUACGUAAUGUACUUCAUAUCGCUCCUGAUGUUGUUGGCGAGCAGCGUACAGACGAAGAUGUUUCUGUACAUGACCAGAUUUUAUGGGCAAUGCAUUUGUCUGGGUGGGAUGAACUACUUUUGUUUCUUGCAAAUUCAGAUGAUGAACGAAUGUUCGCUUUUCAUACUCUUGAAAUCAUAUCACUGAUGUUAAGGGAACAGACACCUGAGUUACUUGCCUGUGCUGGAAACAAAGCAGAAACUAAAUCUGAGUUAAACACUCGGAGAAAACUUAUUGAAAGAUUGAAAAUUCGGGAUGAUGCUGAACGAAAGAAUUUUCUUUACGCUUGUAACCUAAGGCAAGCACGAUUUGGUGGUGCUUUUGAAUUAGUAAACACACCAUCUUUGAGUGAACGUCCACUGAUUUACCACCAUGAUAUUACCCAUACAGCCCAAAUGGCAACUGUAAUUUCUAAACAAUUGGACAGUUCUGUAGAUGUGGUGGAUAAUGUUGACAUCGUUGAAUUAGAUGUAGGAAAGCGAAAGUUCCGUAAGCCUAAACAUCGUAAACCUUUAGUUGACCGAUCAAUACAUCGGCGUUCCAUUUUGGCUGUCCAGUUAUAUCUUCAGGGUUUCUGUUGGCAAUUUUUAAAGUUCUGCUAUAAUCCAAUCAUGCGCGUUGUACAGUCAGGUUUAACUCGUCAAGCUACUCAGGAAAAUGAUGAAACUUAUUUCCUUUGGACAAUGCGAUUCUUUAUGGCAUUUUGUCGAGUUUAUCGAUUUCGGUCAGACUACAUCAGCGAAACUCUCAGUGUGCCAAUUUUUCAUUGGAUAUAUGAUCAAGUGAUAAAUUAUAAAGAACAUUUAGUUACCAAUAAACGUGGUGGCGCUUCAAAUCAACGUGCAAUGCAAGCAGCUCGACGUUUAGAACUUGCUGUAGCCUGUUAUAAAGAAUUUCUCACUUGCCUAAAUCGUAUGCUUCAUGUAACUGGAGAAGAUAAGACUAUUCAGCCAGGUGAUGAUGAAACACAAGAUGGUGUUGAAGAACGAUUACGUUCACAAGCUAAUGUUGCUGAGUCGAUUAUUGCUAAUGUAUUUUAUGUUGCUGAAUAUCAAGAAGUAUUCCCAAAUCUUUUGAGGGACUACAAUGAAAUAUUUAUGUCCAAAGACUAUUUGCGUGAUUUGGUUGAAGGUUCUCACUUAUUUAUAACUUUACUUUCCAACAAGAUCUGCGGUAGCAAUAAAAAAAUUAUUGUUAAACGUCGAAGAGUUCACCGAAGGAAAAAGCGUUCUUCUAAACCUAAAAAGGAAACUCGUAAAACAGCUAUCCUAAGUCAGGAACCUGAAGAUGUGAGAAUUAGCCGUCUCAAACAGCAAUGGUCUAAUCAGUUAGAAGGUCCCUUAAUAGAGAUUUUACUUGGAACAGUAUAUCAAGAGAGUGAACAGGAUGAAAGUGAUGAUGAAAUGAAUGAUACAAGACUCUUCGAUGCAACUACUGGAAACAGUGAAGAUCAACAGUUGAAAUCGGCCAUCCAUCGAGUUCAAGCUGCUUUAUUUGCGGGCUCAGCUAAAAGAGCCUUAUCAAUGGCUAAGAGAAUGUGGCGUCUUUGGCCAGAAGUUGCUCCAGUUUCAAUUGAGGAAGAUAAUUCAGCCAUUGAUGCUGGGCGUGCUGCAGGAUUACGGCCUGAAUGCUUGAAUGUAUUAGGGGCUUUACAGCAAAUUCAUAUGACUGAACUAGAGGAAGAAGAAGAAGAAGAGCGGGAGGCACUGAAUAAUUCUUCAUCGAAUAGUAGUGAUGGUGAUGACCUUUACAACGAAGAACUUGGCAUAAGUGAUUCAAAUGAUGAACUAGUUACUACUGAAAAAGAAGUAGUCCUAGACUUUAGUGCUUUUAUGCUCAAAUUUGUUCAUCCACGUGUUGUACAUGCUUACACUUUACUUUUAGAGAAUUACGAUAAUAAUCCUGAAUCAGUUAAUCAUGCAAUUGUACAUACUAUUCAUCGAUUGGCUGUAAAAGAAAGACUAACUGGUUGUUUCUUUCAAUUACGCUUAUUUCGAGUAUUUCAGAAAUUUUUACAUGAUCGUGCUUUAGCUACCUCGCCGGAAUUUAAAGAAUUAGCCAAUCUCAUUAAAUAUAUUUUAAGAAAAUUCUUUGAAGCUGAAGAGCGAAACAAUUAUAUUCUAAUUGAAACUCUUUUCUUUAAAACUCCUAAAGAAAGUUAUGAGACAGUCCAAGGAUAUGGUACUUUUGAGAGCAAUAAGAAAACUAUUCACUGGACCAGUGAACAUGAUAAAGAAUUAACUCAGCUAUUUGAAGCUUAUCGUCAUGAUCCUGUACCUUCUGGUAACGAUUUAGCUGACCUAUUAGUCAAACAUUUUUCCGAUUCCAGUAAAACUCGUCGACAAAUUGUUGCCAGAUUGAUUACAUUGGGCUUGAUUACAUCACUGAAACAACUCAAAGAAAUUACAGUUCGUCCCCCUAAACCUCUUAGUGGACGAAAUCGACGUUUGCUCAACAAUGGAGAAUCCAGUGAGUGGACUGAACAGGAGAUAGCUCGACUAAGGGACAUAGUCGAGUUACACAAAGGUUCAAAAAAUAUGCUAACUGAAAUCAUGAAUGAAAUAAAGGUAGACCAUGAUUUAGCUGUUCAACGUUGUUUGGGACAAGAAUUAAUUAUGAAUGAAAAUCAAUCGGACAAAUGUAUUCCACCUAUUCGUGCCAGACGUGUAAUAGCUGCUAAAAUUCUUGAACUUGAUGAUGAACGGUCUAUGGAUUCAUCAUAUGAAGAAGAAGCAAGUAGUUCACACAGCUCAGAUUCAGAAAAUAAAACAAAUAAAAGUACCACUCCUGAAUAUAUUAAUCAGUUGGUUGAAUCAGAUAGACCAUCUUAUCAAAUGGAACCCAUUACCUAUGUGAAUCAUACUCAAGAUGAUUAUAUCUCUGGAGCAGUUUCUCCAAACUCAGAAUUAGGGUCUCCGAAAAUCCCAGUUCAAAAGAGAAGGCGUCUAUUGUCCUCAGAUGAUGAAAAUGAAGACGGUCAUGAUACUUAUCAUUCAGAGUCAUUAUAAGCAGCUGAAGAGAAUCUGCAAAAUAAAUGGAUGUGUAUUAUUCUGCUAUGAUUGUUGUCAUUGCUUUAUUCAUAUCAAAAAGAUUUGAUCAGUAUUAUGGACUAGAUUAUACGAUAUUGAUCAUUGCCAAAUAAAAUCAACUACAGCUCAAACAACAACAUACUAACUUUACUGAUAACAGCACCGGGUGACGAAUUUUAUUCACUGAGUAGGGGACAGUCCCUUCAAGAUUACUGUCGUGGUAGAGAGAGUAUCGAAAAAAAGUUUAACUCUUGGGACUAAUUCACGGACUAACGUUAUUUAUACUUCUAUUGUAUAACUAGUAAAUAACUAUCGUAUUCCUAUAUAUCCUUUAUUGUAAGCCAACAAUGUGCCUACUGACUAUUGUUAUGUUUUACUGUUUCAUAAUUAUUGUUAAUGAAUUA